AUGGGCAUCUUAAGGAAAGUAAAAAAAACCAGCCCUGGUCGCUUCUCCAACGCUACCUUGGUCCGGCUAUCGGACUAUUUGAGCGAUGGGUACCGUAAGGGAGUCCGUCCCGUGAGAGACUGGCGGAAAUCGACUACCGUGUCCAUCGACCUAAUGGUGUAUGCCAUUCUUAGCGUGGAUGAGAAGAAUCAAGUUCUGACUACAUACAUAUGGUACAGGCAGCAAUGGCUGGACGAGUUCCUCCAAUGGAACCCCGGGGACUUCGAUGACAUCACACAGGUGUCCAUCCCCACUGCCUCCAUCUGGAUACCAGAUAUACUCAUCAAUGAGUUCGUGGAUGUGGGGAAGUCCCCGGUGAUCCCGUUUGUGUACGUGCGGAACGACGGCCUGGUGAGGAACUACAGGCCCAUCCAGGUGGUGACAGCCUGCAGCCUCAACAUCUACAACUUCCCCUUCGACGUGCAGAACUGCAGCCUCACCUUCCAGAGCUGGCUGCACACCGUUAAUGACAUCAACAUCUCGCUGAUCAGAACGGCGGAGGAAGUGAUGUUCGAUAAAAACGUCUUCAUGAACCAGGGGGAGUGGGAGCUGCUUCACAUCCUCUCCCAGUACAACUCCUUCAGCAUCGACGACCAUGACCACUACGCCGAAAUCAAGUUCCACCUGGUGAUCCGACGGCGGCCGCUGUUCUACACGGUCAGCCUGCUGUUGCCCAGCGUGUUCCUCAUGGUCAUGGACAUCGUGGGGUUCUACCUGCCCCCGGACAGCGGGGAGAGGGUGUCCUUUAAGAUCACCCUGCUCCUCGGGUACUCCGUGUUCCUCAUCAUCGUCUCCGACACCCUGCCGGCCACCGCCAUCGGGACGCCCCUCAUCGGCGUGUACUUUGUGGUGUGCAUGGCGCUGCUGGUGAUCAGCCUGACGGAGACGGUGCUGAUCGUGCGGUUGGUGCACAAGCAGGACCUGCAGCCGCACGUCCCUGAGUGGGUGAAACGCCUGGUCCUCCAGAGGGCCACCGCCCUGCUCUGUAUCCGCAACAAACAGCGCAAGUUCGGCCCCACCUCGCCCUGCCCGCCAGACUCCUCCAGCAUCAACGACAGCCACGCAAACACGGACAGGCAUCGUCACCACGGCAGGGAGAGAGGGCGAGACGUGGAAAAGGGGGUGGGACCGGGGCCGGUCCUGGCGGUCAGGGACAGCGGGACGGUCCUGGAGAACGUCCUGCACGAGGUCAGCUCCAUCCGGCGCUUCCUGGAGAGACGCGAGCAGUACCGCGACAUCGCGCGCGAGUGGCUGCAGGUGGGCUACGUGCUGGACGUGCUGCUGUUCCGCAUCUACCUGGCAGCCAUGUUGGCCUACAGCCUCACCCUCGGCACCCUGUGGUCCGUCUGGCAGUACGCCUGA
Molecule: messenger RNA, 1401 nt
Organism: Conger conger (European conger)
Lineage: Eukaryota; Metazoa; Chordata; Actinopteri; Anguilliformes; Congridae
Product: 5-hydroxytryptamine receptor 3A-like
Exons: 9
Coding region: 1-1401 (466 amino acids)
Biological process (GO): regulation of membrane potential; signal transduction; monoatomic ion transmembrane transport
Cellular component (GO): postsynaptic membrane; neuron projection; synapse
Molecular function (GO): transmembrane signaling receptor activity; extracellular ligand-gated monoatomic ion channel activity; neurotransmitter receptor activity
Source: RefSeq, a predicted model, not a curated record